Messenger RNA from Arvicola amphibius (Eurasian water vole), 1779 nucleotides. RefSeq names its product ankyrin repeat domain 55 (gene Ankrd55). The record is from RefSeq and is a predicted model, not a curated record. Gene Ontology annotation, molecular function: protein binding. Lineage: Eukaryota; Metazoa; Chordata; Mammalia; Rodentia; Cricetidae. The transcript is spliced from 10 exons. The coding region runs from base 22 to 1779 and encodes 585 amino acids.
GCUGAGGAAGUCGACCUGACCAUGGUGUAUCAGGCGGCGUCUAAUGGAGAUGUCAAUGCUCUGACUGCUGUGAUUCGAGAGGACCCUUCCAUCCUGGAAUGCUGUGACAGCGAAGGAUGCACGCCCUUGAUGCAUGCGGUUUCCGGACGUCAAGUAGAUACGGUGAAACUGCUGUUGAAGAUGGGCGCCAACAUUAAUACCCAGGACGCGCAUGGCCGCACCAGUUUGUGCCUGGCAACCUACCUGGGCUGGCUGGAAGGCUGUGUGAGUCUGCUCAGAAAUGGUGCCAAGCACAACAUCCCAGAUAAAAAUGGCCGCCUGCCACUGCAUGCUGCCACCGCAGAGCCCGAUGUGAGGCUCCUCAUAGUCCUGCUGCAGCAGUCAAGCCUCAGUGAGAUCAACCAUCAGGACGCGGAGGGAAUGACACCGCUCCACUGGGCAGCUUUCCAUAACCGGCCUCAACACACCCAAGUGCUGUUGAAGAAGGGGGCGGAUCCCACUCUCGUGGACAAGGACUUUAAAACAGCCCUCCACUGGGCAGCCCAGAGUGGAAAUAGAAUCCUGUGCUCCAUCAUUCUGAGUCACCAUAAGGGCCCGUCCAUUAUCAACUAUGAUGAUGGGAGCGGAAAGACCUGUGUCCAUAUCGCAGCAGCUUCAGGUUUCAGCGACCUUAUUAACGAUCUGGCAAAAGUCCCUGAGUGUAACCUGCAGGCUCUGGAUGCGGAUGACAGGACACCCCUGCACUGGGCUGCAGCUGCCGGAAAAGCAGAAUGUGUCCAGGCACUGCUGGAGCUGGGCAUGGAGAGCAACCUGAGGGACAUUAACGAGAGCACACCCCUAGCCUACGCCAUGUACUGCGGUCACACAGCCUGUGUCAGGCUCCUCUCCCAACAAGGCCGCGCAGAACCUGCUCGGCCUCUUCCUUCCCAGAACAGCCGACCCCAAAAGAAGGAAGAACGAUUCAGCGUGCUCAACCAGAUCUUCUGCACAAACAAGAAAGAAGAGCAAAAAGCCCAUCCGAAGGACCAUAGCAGGGACAGACACAAGGAGGAGGACACCUCGGAAGUCAAUGACAUCAUCACCACCUUCGACAGUGUCGUGGAUACCAACUGCCAAGAUCAGCCUGGUGAUCAGGUGGCUAUGGUUGUCUUUAAGAAGAGGACCUCAGAGAAUUCAAAGUAUCUCUUGCCAGAAAAGAAACCCCUGGCCCGGAAAGGGCUUCCACCAAUCAGAACACAGAGUCUCCCACCCAUCACUCUGGGCAAUCACUUCCUGACAGCCUCCCAUGGAGCCAUUUCCCAUGCUGGCCUAAGCUCUGGUCCUCAGCAUACUGCCCAACGUUCUCAGAAAAGUCGAAGUGAACAGGACUUAUUAAAUAACAGGACUGGCUGCCAGAUGUCACUAGAUAAUCCCUGGAAAGGUGACACUAACCAAGCGUUCUCCUGCAAGGCUUGGACCGUGUCUUCUUCUGAUAAGUUACUAGACAGGCUAUUUGCUGGCCAGCCUGGUCACCAGGAGAUCUCUGGGCCACCUCAUCUUCCUCAUCUACAUAAUCCCUCACCAGGACAAACUCUGCAGCAUCUCUCCCCAAACAGACCUAAAUUCAGGGAUCUCCCUCUCACUCGGAACAGCCUUGCACCUCUGCCUGACCAAAAAUUUCUAUCUGGAGAACCCCUGAGAACAAACCGAGUACUUCCAGCGAUUCCAAGCCAGCGGGGUCACGGCCCACCGAGUGAAGAGAGCAAGCCGUCUGCCAAUCCCACCCACGAUGAAAACUGA